Diceros bicornis minor is the source of this 917-nucleotide messenger RNA. RefSeq names its product ral guanine nucleotide dissociation stimulator-like. The transcript is spliced from 3 exons. Lineage: Eukaryota; Metazoa; Chordata; Mammalia; Perissodactyla; Rhinocerotidae. Gene Ontology annotation, molecular function: guanyl-nucleotide exchange factor activity. The record is from RefSeq and is a predicted model, not a curated record. Gene Ontology annotation, cellular component: plasma membrane. Gene Ontology annotation, biological process: Ras protein signal transduction; positive regulation of GTPase activity. The coding region runs from base 297 to 917 and encodes 206 amino acids.
AGAUGAGAGCAGGAGCAGAGGGUCUCCACACUCAGGACCUUGAGAUGCCGGUCUUGGACCAGAACUAGGGCGGGACCAGGCUGGGGCUGUCCCUUUUUCAAGCUAAAGGGGAUGUACAUGCAGGUCACCUUACCUGGUUCGGAGCUGAGCUGCCGUGACCCUCUUUCCCUUGUCCGGUGUGAGCUUCUGGAGGCCACUGAGGCAGAGCCAGAGGGUAAGGGGGACUGCAGGCUGGGUAUUCCCGGAAGGGAAGUGGGAUCUUUCCUGUGUUUAGAAGGACACGUGGAAAGUCAGCUAUGUGGGUGAACCUUUCCCUUUAUCCCGCUGCAGCGCCAGCUGCAGAGAUCCAGCCGGUGGCAGAAGCAGGGCAGUGGACAGUGGUGGAGGUAGAGCUGGCUCCAGCUCCGUCAAUACCACCCCCUCUAGCGCUGGAGCCAGCGUCCCCUCCCUCAGCAGUGUUGGAGCUGGAGCAAGGGCCCACGUCGGCUCUAGCAGGAGUGGGAGCUGCUGAGCUGGAGUCACCUGGACCAUCACUUCUAGUGGGAAGUCCAUCUCCACCUGUGGCCAUUAAGGAGGGUGAGAAGAAGCCUAACCUCACGGCCUUCCCUCCUAAGCUGGUGGCGGAACAGUUGACCGUGAUGGAUGCGGAGCUCUUCCGGAAGGUGGUGUCCUCUCAGUGCCUGGGCUCCACCUGGGGCAAGAGGAACAAGCCCGGCAAUGAGCACCUGGCACCCACCGUCCAGGCCACCGUCGACCGCUUCAGAAGAGUGGUCAGCCUCGUCGUCACCACCUGCCUCGCGGACCCGAGGUUGAGCCGCAUUGGAGAUUUUCAAGUGUUUAUGGCAACAGAACUCUACGCCCAGUUGAAACUCAAAGCGGUCAAAACAGAGGUGCUCUGUAGAGCUGCGGAAUGGUGA